Triticum dicoccoides is the source of this 792-nucleotide messenger RNA. Its product is annotated as cytochrome b-c1 complex subunit 7-like. The transcript has 4 exons. Gene Ontology annotation, biological process: mitochondrial electron transport, ubiquinol to cytochrome c. Lineage: Eukaryota; Viridiplantae; Streptophyta; Magnoliopsida; Poales; Poaceae. Gene Ontology annotation, cellular component: respiratory chain complex III. Bases 99 to 479 code for a protein of 126 amino acids. The record is from RefSeq and is a predicted model, not a curated record.
CACCCCCACCUCCGCUCCUCCCCUCCCCAAAUCACAAACACCCAAGAAGAGAGGAGACGAAAGGGGAUCGCCGCCGCCGCCACCGCCCGCCGCCGAGGAUGACGUCGAUGCUGUCCGCGUUCUCGGCGUGGUUCGUGAACCCGCGCCGCAACCCGCUGGCCCGCAUCCACAUGCUCACCAUCUCCAACCGCCUCAAGAACUUCGGCCUGAGGUACGACGAUCUGUACGACCCCUACUUCGAUCUGGACAUCAAGGAGGCGCUCGGCAGGCUGCCCCGCGAGGUGGUCGACGCCCGCCACCAGCGCCUCAAGCGCGCCAUGGACCUCUCCAUGAAGCACCAGUACCUCCCCGACGACGUCCGGGCACUGCAGACACCAUUCAAAAGCUAUUUGAGCGACAUGCUGGCUCUGGUGAAAAAGGAGGCCGCAGAGCGUAAAGCACUGGGAGCCCUUCCUCUCUACGAGAGAACCCUUCCUUGAAGACAUUUUCCUUGAUAUGCGCCACAGUUUUUGCUCCUCGUAGCAUCACAAUGCAUGAAAUAAAAUGCAGAUUAUGACACUGUUCCUCCUUCCGGUUUCAUGUCCAUGGCCUGUAGCUCGUGCCCCUUCCCAAAUUAAUUGCGACAGAAUUUCUGUUGCUGUUGCUGAUAUAAAAGUUUAUUUUGGUUGAUGGACUUGUUGCUGUAGAAGUCUGAACAACUCUCUGCUCUUGGGACUUUUCUGUUGAGCAACUGUUUUGUUGUUUGCAUCCGGGUUUACGCUUCCCAUUUCUACAGAGCUAUGGUGCUAGUGA